AUGCCGGCACGGAAGCUCCCGUACAAACGCGCCCAUGGGGAGCUUUGUGCGGCAAGGUGCUGUGCGCUCAGUUCCCGUUUGCGAAGUGUGCACAGGCAUAAGAAACCCACCGCUGCUAGGUCGGCCAUCCGCAAAGUAGCACGGGUCACCAAGCGGCAUUCCAGGGGACAUUCCAGGGGCAAAGUUCAAGAAGGAGAGACACUUCUAGGGUUUUUUAAAACCAAGGGAUGUGCAACUGCAAAUGCUUGUAGGCCUGUCGUUGUGGAAUCAUACCAUAACAAAUGUAAAAAAAUCGACAAAGCCUCUCCUCUAAGUGUGGGUAUUUCAGUCAAUUCCCUGCUUUGCCCUGUUGGUUAUUCUUAUACAGAUCACGUUUCACAUUUCUCGGUGCACUGUGAAGGUGUAGAAAAUGUGUGCCUAACAGAGAAAAUAUGGACUGAAUUUGAUAAAGAAAAUGAUUUUGAAGUGAUAAAAAGAUGUGCAAAAUCUGCAGAGUGCAACCGAGUUGGAACUUACAGCAGCAACAUCAAAAAGUUUACAGUCAAUACUACCUGUUGUAACUCCAGCAUGUGCUUUUCUCCAGUCCCCACAUUUCCUACUCAAGUCUCAACUGAAAAUGGGCUGACCUGUCCAACAUGCUAUGCAGAAAACAGCAGGCAAUGUAUAUUGGACGAGCCUAUGAACUGUGUUGGAAAUGAGAAUCGAUGCAUUAGCUUCAUAAAAGAGGAAGUCUUUGAAAACACUUCGACAAUACAGUCUUUUUCAGGAUGUACCACAGACAAUAUCUGCAGGCUUGGAUCAUGGGCAAAAAAAUUCCUCUAUAAGGAAAAUCAGAUAUUUAAAACAGUAAGAAUGGAAAUGAUUUGCAGCCACAGUAUAAGACUAACCAAUCCAGUUGUCUCUUACCUGGGCUUCAUGUUAGUAGGCCUAAGAAUAAUAAUAUUUGUUAUAUAA
This is a messenger RNA of Xenopus laevis (African clawed frog), 954 nucleotides long. RefSeq lists its product as uncharacterized. The coding region runs from base 1 to 954 and encodes 317 amino acids. The record is from RefSeq and is a predicted model, not a curated record. NCBI's taxonomy places the organism in Eukaryota, Metazoa, Chordata, Amphibia, Anura, Pipidae. The transcript is spliced from 6 exons.